Messenger RNA from Trichoplusia ni (cabbage looper), 1746 nucleotides. Its product is annotated as transcription termination factor 5, mitochondrial-like. The coding region runs from base 79 to 1701 and encodes 540 amino acids. Lineage: Eukaryota; Metazoa; Arthropoda; Insecta; Lepidoptera; Noctuidae. The transcript has a single exon. Gene Ontology annotation, cellular component: mitochondrial matrix. The record is from RefSeq and is a predicted model, not a curated record. Gene Ontology annotation, molecular function: double-stranded DNA binding. Gene Ontology annotation, biological process: regulation of DNA-templated transcription; termination of mitochondrial transcription.
AAAAAAAUAUCAAUGACAGUCAUUCCCGUUCGACAUAUACCAGCUGAUUGUCAAGGAAUAAUUUAUUAGAUACAUUUUAUGAAAUAUGAUUUACGAUUUUGUUUAUUCGAAUUUAUUUUAUCAGUUUCAAGUGUAACAUUUAUGUCUUACUUACCCAUGAAUACUAAAAGCUACAAGUGGAUUAGCAUCCUUAAAAGGGGGACUCGUUAUGUUCAGAGCAGUGCUGUAAAUAUUGACAAUAAAAGUAAUGUGAAAUGUUUGUGUAAAUUCUUUGAUAUAAGUGAAAGCAAGGCUCAGUUUUUAUGUAUGAAACAUCCAGUAAUAACAAAGUUAAACGAAGAAAAAAUUCAAAGCUUAGUAAAUACGUCUAGUGAGAUAGGAUUGUCUCCUGAAAUACUGAUAGAAGAACCUGCACUAUUUGGAAUUUUGCCUGUAACCUUAAAGUAUCGUUAUAAAGUGUUACAAGAAUGUGGCGUGAAAGUAAUUGCUCCAGCAAUGCUGUCAACAUACCUAACAAUAUUAAGACAAAAGACAAUUGGAGAGCUAAAGAACUCUGGUUACAUUCUUCCGCAAAUUAAUGUUGAGAACAGAUUAGCGAGUUUCAUGACGCAGUGGCCAACAUCUCUUACAACCUUGAUUUAUGAAGAUAUUGACAAAUCUACACUAUACACAUUACGUCUAAAAAUUAUUCAAAGAUAUCUGGAACUGCUUCUAGAUCUAACUAAUGAAGAGUUUUACAGAGGCAUUGAAACUUAUCCAACAAUCAAACAUCGCCCGUUACAAAAUAUAAAUGAAACAUUAAAAAUAUUACAAUCCCAAAUAAUGAUGCCAAAUCAGAAAAUUAAAUCAAACUUGUAUUUAAUUCAUGCAGAUCCUGAAAAUUUAAAAGAAAUCAUUUACAAUAUUAGGUCUCUAGGUGGAAUUGAUAUAAAAGAAGUCAUAAGAAUGCAUCCCAAAUUGGCAUCAAAGAAUUAUAGAACUCUACUGGAAAUAAGAAAACUUUUAGAAGAAUAUGGCAUUAGUAAUGAAGCCCAAAGAAGGUGUUAUGGCAUAUUUACACUUAGCAUAGACACCAUAAAAGAAAGAUUAGAAAAUGCAAAAAGUGUACCUGAAUUUAAUACAUUUUUUAAACAUCCACGAUUUUUAAAAAUGAUACACCAUAACAAUACUGCCAUGAAAAGACUGAGCAAGUUGUACAGCAGUAAUAAGAAAUGUGCAAGUUUGAAUGUCCUGUCUGGCAGUGCAUCACAUUAUGAAAUAUUUGAAAAAGCUCCUGGUGAUAGAUUAGGCAAAGGAAAAGAUUUAUUAUUUUGUAUAUCACAGUCAUUAGGAAAAAAGUUUAAUAUGAGCCAAGUUCGCAAACUAAUCAAGCGGCACCCAUUUUGGAUUAACACACCUGUCUUCCAAGUGAAAUAUGUGUAUGAGCAACUAUCUACACAAUUCACUAAUGAGGAAAUUUACGAAAAUAGUCCCAUCUUACUAUAUCCAUGGAAAAAAGUAAAAGCAAUUUUAAAUCUUAUUGAUAAGAAGCAAAUGCAUAAUGAGUUCACUUGGAUACAUGAAUAUUUUGACUAUUCUUUUUUAAGCAAGUCUCAAAAACUAAGUCUAGUACUUUAUAUUCUGGAGAAAAACCAUUAUUUUUCUGGGAAUGGUGUAUGGCUAGAUGAAAAUAAGCAAUAUCAAGAAUCUGUUCAAAAUUAAAGAUAAUGGUGUUAAAAUAAAUGCAUUUGUAAAAAAAAACAUUUU